UAUAUCUUCCAGGCCUAUUUAUUAACCACACAACAAACGCAAUUUUAUCCAAAUAUGCAAAUUAUCCAAUUAUUAUAAGUAUGUCCAAAUAUGAUCUACAAAGAUACAAUUUAACAUAGCUAGAAAGCUAAUGGUUAGUCUGAAACAAUUGAGGGUAAUUUGGACACUUGAUAUUUUAUAUAUUAAAAUAAUAAGUCAAAACACCAAUUAAAUGUUGCAAGAAAACAUUGAUUGGUCCCUCAAUCAUCAUUCAGAUGAGCCUCAGCUAAAGGGGUCAUCACAUCCAGAUCUGAUCACCGUCACGAAAGGAGACCGUCUACAACUGAACUGCUCUGCUGUGGGAAACCCCAGCCCCUCCUACAACUGGACGCUCCCAUCAGCCAGUGGUUCCCCCUUCAGUGACGACAUUCUCACCAUCAAGUCUGUAACUUUGGAGCACAAGGGGCAAUACAACUGUUCUGUCCACAACAACAUCGGGACUGUCACUGUGAAGUUUAACGUGGAUGUCAAAGAGAGCUACAUGUACAUUAUUUUAGUGGUACUAUUAGUCCUUGUUCUGGCAGCAAUUGUCUUCAUCAGUGUAUACGUCCAUCUGUACAAACACAACCGAAAGAGACGGUACAACCUGAAGGACGUUUUCCAUCUUCGCUCUCAACUCAUUGCUGUGCCCACUGAAGAGUUAAUUUGUGGGUGAAGCAUCACAUGUGUGUGGACAACCUGAAACUGUUGAUAUGUCAUAAGCUGCAGUUAGCUGUAAAGCACUGAUGUAUUUAUCCUAACCCAAACUGUAGAAAUCAGCAGAAGUCUCUAUAUCUGAGGUUUAACACAUACAUGCUGCACAUACGGUUAAACUCAGGUUUAAGCUGAAAGAUUGAAAUGUUGCUCUGUUUAAGGAGAGAUAUCUAUUGCUAUCUAUCUAUAUUUUUCUUGUUGUUAACAAAUCAUGAAAACACUAAAACGAGCAAUUUGUUAGUUAGUCUGUCUCUCAGGACUUUCUGACCUCCUCACCUUGUCUGUGGCUCUCAGUCCAUUCAUUUCUACUGAAGACUUAAAACUUUAAAAAUGAGUCACAAAUAUAGUUUCAUUUUUAAAAGGGGCUCAGCAAUUUCCUACAGCAGCUGGGCACUGUAGUUUUCAGUAAAAGUUACUCAAACAAAACUAAAUCAUGCAUUUAUUGGGGACUAUUUUUAACCGCAGAUUAAUGCAUAUUUGGUGCACUAGUGUAUGUGCAGCAGCAGGACAGUGUGUGUGUGUGUGUGUGGGAUUGAUUCAAAAUAAACUACAGUGCCUGAACAUUCAUUACAGCUGGUGUGAUAGUGUGUCUCAUUAUGUUUUUAAUAGUUCACUGUCAGUGAACAUACUGUUUAACUAUUUAUUUCUAUUUCAUUUUGUUUGUGUUGCUGAAAAGAUUUCUAAUUUUCUUUAGAAAGGUUGUGUAAAACAGAGAACAACAUUGUGGGAAAAUUCACACACUGAACUUUAUAGCUGCGUGUUAAACCACGGGAAGUACCGCUCUAACCCACAGCUUCUGACAGAGCAAAAGUAGCCCUAUUUUCAUAUAUUCGUGGUGCUGCUGUAGCUGAGUGAGAGUGAAAAAGAGACAUGCAUAAAAGCAAAAACGAAAGUAAUGAACUUCAUACUGAAAGGCCAAAAAGGAAAUGUUAACUUUGUUUGAUGUGAAUAAAAUGACAAAACUCACAAAUAAAUGGUGGCACUUUGUACAUAACACUGACAUGCAUCCUUGUCUUUCUCUUUUAUAUUUGAUUGUAUUGUAAAGUUGUUGACAUGAUGAAUAAUAAACCAGUAAAUAAAUUAAAACAGUGUUAAAACAGUAAAAUGUUUAAAGAAAAUACUACAUUGUCUUCUUUAUCACUUUCUAAAUGUUAACUUAAAAUAUUACAGUUGAAAAUUGGCCUUAGAUACCAGUAAUCCAUGCAAAUUACUUUUCAGAUUAACACUUCCUCUCCUGUUAAAGUUGUUCAAACUAGCUCCACCUCCA
Messenger RNA from Thunnus maccoyii (southern bluefin tuna), 1999 nucleotides. Its product is annotated as carcinoembryonic antigen-related cell adhesion molecule 20-like. The record is from RefSeq and is a predicted model, not a curated record. The coding region runs from base 212 to 694 and encodes 160 amino acids. Lineage: Eukaryota; Metazoa; Chordata; Actinopteri; Scombriformes; Scombridae. Gene Ontology annotation, molecular function: integrin binding. The transcript is spliced from 2 exons. Gene Ontology annotation, biological process: cell adhesion.